Folsomia candida is the source of this 833-nucleotide messenger RNA. It is a transcript of the gene RpL11, whose product is annotated as 60S ribosomal protein L11. Bases 149 to 733 code for a protein of 194 amino acids. Gene Ontology annotation, biological process: translation. The record is from RefSeq and is a predicted model, not a curated record. The transcript is spliced from 5 exons. NCBI's taxonomy places the organism in Eukaryota, Metazoa, Arthropoda, Collembola, Entomobryomorpha, Isotomidae. Gene Ontology annotation, cellular component: cytosolic large ribosomal subunit; ribosome. Gene Ontology annotation, molecular function: RNA binding; structural constituent of ribosome.
UGGUGACAUAGAAGAGAGCGUUGCGGAGUUGAGGGAGAGCCCAAAUUGCCUGCAUGCGUGGUGGUGCCGAUUCUCCAUCUCGACUUGCUCAUCAGAGGAAUAAUAGUUCUCGCAGCAGUUUUACCGAAUAUAUUCCCAAAUUUCCAUCAUGGCCGCCACCAAGGCAAAGGCUGCUCCAGCCGCUAAGGAUGGAGUAAAAAAGGACAAAUCCAAGAACCCCAUGCGAGAUGUGAGGAUUCGCAAAUUGUGCCUCAACAUUUGCGUUGGAGAAUCCGGAGAUAGAUUGACUCGUGCCGCUAAGGUGUUGGAACAACUCACCGGACAACAACCCCUGUUUAGUAAGGCUCGAUACACUGUCAGAUCCUUUGGAAUUCGAAGGAACGAAAAGAUUGCUGUCCAUUGCACUGUCCGAGGAGCCAAGGCAGAGGAGAUCUUGGAGAAGGGAUUGAAAGUCAGAGAAUACGAGUUGAGGAAGGAUAACUUUUCCGAUACUGGAAACUUUGGCUUUGGUAUCCAAGAACAUAUUGAUUUGGGCAUCAAAUACGACCCUAGCAUCGGUAUCUACGGUCUAGAUUACUACGUCGUCUUGGGUAGACCUGGCUUCAACGUGUGUCACAGGCGACAGCGGACCGGGAAGGUCGGAUUUGGUCACAGGCUUACGAAAGAGGAUGCCAUGAAAUGGUUUCAACAGAAAUAUGACGGUAUCAUUCUAUCCGGGAAAGCCAAGAAGUGAGAGGAAUCUGUCGGAUAUGCUAUCUACAAAAUCUUUUUAUUCUUUGUUGUUUGGCAGUGACCUCACUCGAAUAAACAUUCGUAAAAAAACUUAUACCGCA